Messenger RNA from Pongo pygmaeus (Bornean orangutan), 1048 nucleotides. RefSeq names its product vomeronasal type-1 receptor 4. Gene Ontology annotation, biological process: G protein-coupled receptor signaling pathway. Gene Ontology annotation, molecular function: pheromone receptor activity. Bases 59 to 964 code for a protein of 301 amino acids. NCBI's taxonomy places the organism in Eukaryota, Metazoa, Chordata, Mammalia, Primates, Hominidae. The record is from RefSeq and is a predicted model, not a curated record. Gene Ontology annotation, cellular component: membrane. The transcript has a single exon.
UCCAUGCGGGACCUCCCAGCCCUGAAGACAAACAUCAGUGACAGACAUCAGUGGCAGAAUGGCCUCCUGGUAUGUGGCAAUGGGAAUGAUCUUCUUAUCACAGACCAUGGUGGGAGUCCUGGGGAGCUUCUCUCUUCUCCAUUAUCUCUCCCUUUACUACAUUGGGUGCAGGUUAAGGUCCACAGAUUUGAUUGUUAAGCACUUGAUUGCAGCCAGCUUCUUGGCUCUUCUCUGUAAAGGAGUCCCCCAGACAAUGGCAGCUUUCCGGGUUAGAUAUUUUCUCAAUGCGAUUGGGUGCAAACUUGUUUUCUAUCUCCACAGAGUGGGCAGGGGAGUGUCCACUGGCACCACCUGCCUCUUGAGUGUCUUCCAGGUGAUCACGGUCAGCUCCAGGAAAUCCAGGUGGGCAAAACUCAAAGAGAAAGCUCCCAAGCAUGUUGGCUUUUCUGUUCUCCUGUGCUGGAUCCUGUGCAUGUUGGUAAACAUCAUCUUUCCCAUGUAUGUGACUGGCAAACGGAACCACACAAACAUCACAGUGAACAAGGAUUUGGGAGACUGUUGUGGGGGAGGCAACAACAAAAUCGCACAGACACUGUGUGCAAUGUUGUUAUCAUUCCCUGAUGUGUUGUGUCUGGGGUUCAUGCUCUGGGCCAGCAGCUCCAUGGUUUGCAUCCUGCACAGGCACAAGCAGCGGGUCCAGCACAUUCAUGGGAGCAAUCUCUCCCCCAGAGCCUCCCCAGAGAACAGAGCUACGCAGAGCAUCCUCAUCCCGGUGAGCACCUUUGUGUCUUCUUACACUCUCUCCUGCCUUUUACAAGUUUGUAUGGCUCUUUUGGAUAAUCCCAAUAGUUUACUGGUGAACACUUCAGCCUUAAUGAGUGCAUGUUUCCCAACUCUCAGCCCCUUUGUUCUCAUGAGCUGUGACCCCAGUGUAUACAGGCUUUGCUUUGCCUGGAAAAGAUGACAAGAUCUCCUAACCUCAUCAUAAACAUGUACAUUGUAUAUAUUUGCUCAUGGUUCAAUUGAUGAUUUACUCUUCUGUGCAGCA